AUGAUAGGCUUUGUACCGAGCUGCCAAAGCGUAUUUUGCACUGAAUUUGUUGCUUGAAUCAACUUUGCAUUGCCAAAAUGGGCUUAAGCAUGACCCAAGUAACGAAGAGCUAAAGAAGCUGUUAAGGCAAAUUGAGUCAAAGAAGAUGGAACAUGAACAGCGUGAGGCUCAAGUUUCCAACAGAGGCUAAGGUUUCAUUAUAUUACUAAUGGAAUGAUACAAUUAUGAAUGAACUGUUUGUGAUUGUUCUCAGGCUCAUGUUUAUUUCUUUGUUGAAACUAUGCAUGACCUUGUUUCCGCGAUCGAAAGUAGAGGACUGAAAAUUGGGAAGGCAAUGUAUCAAGGACUUACAGGAUUAAGAAAGCCUGUAUUAGAUAAGAAUAAUAUUCUUCAUUGGCCAGUUCUUCUGCUGUAUGCAGAGGUUAUGUCCAGUGACUUCAUUGAGGAUUUCUGUGAGACUUAAAUGUUGUCAGCUAAUCUGGACAUGAUAUCCUUCUUUUAAAGUGUUCUGGUAUAUUUUAAAGUUGAAUUGCCUAUGAGUUUUCUAUGUAGCAUCCAAUGCUUUUGGAUAUAUGUGCAUUUUGUGUUUUCCGGAGUUUUCAAACAUGUUUUCAGAAAACUGCCCACCUUUGUCAUGGGAUCAGGAACACAAUUACACUCGUGAAGCUGUUGAAUUAUACUAUGAAGCAAGUCCAGGAGUUUCUCUGUCAAAAACAAAGAUUCUUCGCUGUCUCUUAGAGGGCACUGCAGCUUCUCAUGUGGAAAACAUCGGUGAUGAGGAAAAGGAUGCAAAUAAGAAUUCUAAUGAUGGCAGCUCAGCAGGCAAAGGUUCCUCUAAAUGGGUGAAAGUAAAUGAGAAAAGAGCACUUCAUGAUGUUCUGAAAGAACCUAACUUUGUUAUUCGAGGGAUCCCAGGUCUGUCUUCAGCGCACAGUUACUGUCGUAUCAGUUUCAUUCCUUUCAUUUUUUUUCUUAUGACAAUUGUUUGGUUUUUCCCGGACAGGAUUUUUUGUUUGUUGUUUCUAAACGUUCCAGCUUCUAUAAAGAGUUCAAAGCUGGGAAAUGGGCUCCUCCACCUUGAGUUGCUGGUUGGUUAUCUCUUGAAGAUGGGCGACGUCUAUUACGAUACGAGUCAAAGUUAGUGAUACCUGGGUAUAUGACUAGGCUUCAUAGUUUUCGUUCCACAAGAAUGCCCGUGGUGAUGGCAAAACUCUGGGAAGUCACAAGGUUGUACAAUUGAGAUAGCUUUCCAAAUGUUUGUAUUAUUAUUACUUGAGCUAGUGCAUGUACCAAAAACAUGAA
Prunus dulcis (almond) is the source of this 1302-nucleotide messenger RNA. RefSeq lists its product as uncharacterized. Lineage: Eukaryota; Viridiplantae; Streptophyta; Magnoliopsida; Rosales; Rosaceae. The record is from RefSeq and is a predicted model, not a curated record. The transcript is spliced from 3 exons. The coding region runs from base 573 to 1142 and encodes 189 amino acids.